AUGGCACUGAAGAUGACUCCUCUGAUCAGGCAAAGGCAUAAAAAACCUUUUGGAUACUCAAGGAAGGAUGUUUUAUUGAUUGGACUAGGAGUAACUGGUAUCGGUAUCGGCUUGAAAAGUGGAUUAGAGUUUGCUGGAGUUGAUCCUUUACAAGCAGGGAAUGUCGUUCAGCUGGUACUGGUGUUGGGCCUGACAAUUGGAUGGAUUUCCACUUAUAUUUUUCGAGUUUCAAAUAAGGAAAUGACAUAUGCACAGCAAAUACGUGACUAUGAGAACAAAGUCAUGGAGAAGAGGUUAGAAGGCCUAACAGAAGCAGAACUAGAAGCAUUGCUUGAACAAGUUGAGGAAGAGAAGCGACGCCUAGGUGAGCAGGUUUCCCCAUUUGCACUCUAA
Messenger RNA from Prunus armeniaca (apricot), 393 nucleotides. The record is from the annotation of a GenBank genome assembly. Lineage: Eukaryota; Viridiplantae; Streptophyta; Magnoliopsida; Rosales; Rosaceae.